Molecule: messenger RNA, 908 nt
Organism: Fusarium redolens
Lineage: Eukaryota; Fungi; Ascomycota; Sordariomycetes; Hypocreales; Nectriaceae
Product: putative ubiE/COQ5 methyltransferase
Exons: 1
Coding region: 1-810 (269 amino acids)
Molecular function (GO): methyltransferase activity
Source: RefSeq, a predicted model, not a curated record
AUGGCAUUGAAUCGGUCAGUUUACUCGACGGACCACUCCUCGUCCGUCCUGCGCACACACAGCUGGCGCACCGUGGCCAACUCGGCCAACUACCUCAUCCCUCACCUUCGCCCGGAUAUGAAGAUCCUCGACGUCGGGUGUGGCCCAGGCUCCAUCACCAUCGACCUCGCCCGCCUCGUCCCGCAGGGCCACGUUGCCGGAAUUGAAUACGUGCCAGAUCCGCUUGACGGAGCCCGUGCCCUCGCCGCAUCGCAGGGAGUCAACAAUGUCUCAUUCGAUGUCGGCGACAUCCACUCUCUCCCGUUCAACGAUGAUGCAUUUGAUGUCGUCCACGCCCAUCAGGUCCUCCAGCAUAUUGCUGACCCUAUUAAAGCACUAAAGGAGAUGCGUCGCGUGACCAAACCCGGCGGACUGGUUGCCUGCCGAGAAUCCGCCUCUAUGACCUGGUAUCCUGAGUCGAGCACGCUCGACAAGUGGUACAGAGUCACGGCCAAGAUGGCUGCCGCCAAGGGCGGCAAUCCCCAUCCCGGCAGCCACAUCCACGUCUGGGCGGAACAAUCAGGGUUCGCCAAGGGCGACAUCUCCAGGAGCGCCGGGUCGUGGUGCUUUAGCAGCGACGAUGAGCGCGAGUAUUGGGGCGGGUCGAUGGGACAGCGGGCGAGGUCAUCGGGGUUUGCGACAAUGGCGGUGGAGGAGGGCUUCUCGACUGUAGAGGAGCUGGAGGAGGUACAGCAGGGAUGGGAUAAGUUUAGGGAGGAUGGGGAUGCUUGGUUUGGGCUGUUGCACGGUGAGAUUUUGUGCAGGAAGUGAUUCUUUCGCAAGGGUGGUGGCGGCCAACAGGUAGACUUAGAUUCGAUAAAGGGGCCGGUAUGGCAGAAGGUGAUGCGGGAGCCAAGCGUGCUCGACGU